Diaporthe batatas is the source of this 2406-nucleotide messenger RNA. RefSeq lists its product as uncharacterized. Gene Ontology annotation, molecular function: oligopeptide transmembrane transporter activity. The transcript has 11 exons. The record is from RefSeq and is a predicted model, not a curated record. Bases 1 to 2406 code for a protein of 801 amino acids. Gene Ontology annotation, biological process: transmembrane transport. Lineage: Eukaryota; Fungi; Ascomycota; Sordariomycetes; Diaporthales; Diaporthaceae.
AUGCCCAACGCCGGAAUUGACCAGGCCGUCAUCGUCGGCGGCCUAAACCCCGUCGAGGGUAAGGUCUUCCCGGUCCCCACCCACUCUGCCGCCAACGAGAAGGAGGUUAUCGUGGGUGCCGCACGAGCCGACACCGAGGGCACGCUCGGAGACGACAAGAUCAGCGCUGCACCGUCGGCAGGGGACGGCGGCGAUCACGAGAAGGACGACGAUGACAGCAGCAGCGACGAUGUUAUCAUCAUCACCGGUGCCGACGCUGCCCGCCACCUCCUGCCCUUGCGGGAUGACUUCGAUACGGCCCUGACAUUUCGCAGCCUGGUCCUCGCCUCUGGUCUAUCUUGUUUUCAGGCCGUUAUGAGCCAGAUUUACACUUUUAAACCGACGGCAAUUACCAUCUCAGGUACUUUCAUUGUCCUUAUCGCCUACUUCCUCGGCAAGGGAUGGGCUGCGGGUCUCCCCCGCGGUGACAAGUUUGAGGCCAAAUGGAGGGCCAAGGGCGGCGAGGGCAAACCGCCAAGGUGGAUUUCCAUCAUCAAGUUUAUCAACCCCGGCCCAUGGACCUUGAAGGAGCAUGCCGUGUGCGCGAUCACGGCCACAUCUGCCUCAAAUGCUUCCGCCAGCGUCCAGGUUUUCGCCGCCCAAGACCUCUUCUACGACCUGCCUCUGAGCGCCGCCACCGUCAUCUUAAGCACCAUCUCAAUUGGUCUGUUUGGAUACGGCAUGUGUGGUGUCAUGCGCCCGAUUGCUGUUUGGCACGUGGACGCCGUCUACUGGAGUACUUUGCCAACUGUCAAGACACUUCAAGGCUUGCACUGGCAGGAUCUGAAAAACUCGAAGCCGCUGCGGUACUUCUGGUACGCUUUUGGCGGCAUGUUUGCGUAUGAAUGGUUUCCAGCAUACAUGUUUCCAUGGCUGAAUUCCGUAUCAAUCCCGUGCUUAGCCGCAAUGAAAGCUACUGGUAGCAAGGCUGCUGUGUUGACAAACCUCUUUGGGGGGUCUAUCAACAAUGAAGGAAUCGGAUUGUUCAGCCUGUCUCUCGACUGGCAAUAUAUCACCUCCUUCAACACAUCACUUCCCCUAAAACUGCAAGUCCACGCCGCAGUCGGAUACCUCGUCUGCUUCGCCGCCAUGCUUGGCAUCUACUACACGAACGUCUGGGAGGCACAGUCACUUCCUUUCAUGUCGACGACGCUGAGAACAGAUGACGGCGGAAAGUACCCUAUCACUGAGGUUUUCACCGGCGGGGUGCUCAACGAGACAGCUCUGGCUGAGAACGGUUUGCCUCGUCUUACGGGCACGUUUGCGUACGCGAUGCUCAUGGCGAAUGCGGCAAUCGGCGCUCUGGUUAUGCAUUGCUUUCUCUUCUGGGGCGGAGACAUCGUCAGAGCAUAUAAGAGUGCGAAGGCGGGCCGGUACGACGAUCGCCAUCACACACACAUGGCUAAGCACUACAAGGAAACACCAUGGUGGUGGUACAUUAUUGUGCUCGUCGUCAGUUUCAUUAUUGGCCUGGUCGUCGUGAUUAAGGAGAACAUUACACUCCCCGCCUGGGCCUACAUUGUUUCACUUUUACUCGGGAUGUUUAUCGCGCCUUUGAGCACUCUUCUCUACUCUCGGUAUGGCAACGGCAUUGCCACCAACAACUUGUCGAAAAUGUUGGCUGGCCUUAUGCUACCUGGCCGGCCCGUUGGAAAUAUGUAUUUUGCAGCAUGGUCACACAAUGUCAUCAGCAACGCUGUCACCUUGUGCAAUGACUUGAAGAUGGGCGAAUACCUCAAAAUCCCGCCCCGAGUGAUGUUCCUUACUCAGAUUUAUGGCACAAUCCUUGGCGGUUUCAUCAAUUACGCUGUAAUGAUCAGUAUCGUCAACGGAAACCGCGAUCUCCUUGUGAACAGCAACGGCAACUCUUCUUGGAGCGGUGCCACAAUGCAGUCAUACAAUACUAACGCCACGUCCUGGGCGCUGGCAAACUAUCUAUAUGGAUCUGGUGGCCUCUAUUAUAUGGUGCCUAUUGGCUUGGCAAUUGGCGGCGGUCUCGUCAUCGUCCACCGCAUAUUUGUAUUCUUCGUCCCCAAGAUCAAAGGCGUCUCGACCGCAGAACUCAACCUACCGCAGUUCAUCCAGUAUGCCGGCUACAUCCCAUACAAUGCCAGUCAGACCUGCGUCAUCUUCAGUCAGGUCAUCGCCGGCUUCUUCACCCAGUUCUACCUGCGCAAUUACCGCCCGCGGAUCUUUAAGGACUACUCAUAUCUGGUCACCGGCGCCUUCGAUGGAGCGAGUCUCGCCGUACUCUUCAUCCUUUCGUUUGCCGUCUUCGGCGCAGGCGGGCCAUCUAAGCCCUUCCCUACGUGGUGGGGUAACAACGCGGAUGGUUAUUACGAUCUGUGCCCAUCGCCUCCGGAGUAA